Molecule: messenger RNA, 7331 nt
Organism: Pungitius pungitius (ninespine stickleback)
Lineage: Eukaryota; Metazoa; Chordata; Actinopteri; Perciformes; Gasterosteidae
Product: rho family-interacting cell polarization regulator 1-like
Exons: 24
Coding region: 227-3484 (1085 amino acids)
Source: RefSeq, a predicted model, not a curated record
UGAGGCACAGAGAGGAUCAGUAGGUUAGUGCCCACAGGAUUAACACCAGGGACAGUUGCUAUGGGGGAAGAGAAAAGGGAAGUCGACCGGGAUAGAGGGGAAACACUUGCCCAAUAGUGAGGGGGUAGAAGAGAGAGUGAGAAGUCGGAGGGUAGAUCUACUUGGAGCGAGGACGGACUGCUUGCUUUGUGAAAUCGGGUUGUGGACAUCAACCACCACGGCUACCAUGUACAGUGGAUAUGGAGGGAGCCCAUCCCGAACCCUCUCCACCAUGUCGCUGUCUGUUCGCCCAGCCAGGCGCCUCACCUCCAGAUCCAUCACUAGGAGCCAGAGCUUCACUGGAGUCAACACUCACGACAAGACCUACAGGAACCUCUCUGUGUUCAGCGCUCCAGGUCUCAGCAGGAAGCCCAGCAGAGCCAGUAGAAUGUUCACCUUGUCCGCCAAGUCCAACCCACCACCUAAGGUCCCUCAACCGGAGCGACUGGAUCAGAUCUAUGAGGCCCUGAAGAAAGGCCUUCAGUCCUACCUGCAGGUUCAUCAGAUGGAGUUGGACAGCCUCAGCAGACAGAUGAGAGAAUCAAAGAGGAACUCAAGACUGGGUUUCCUUUAUGAGCUGGACAAGCAAGUGAAGGUGACUGAGCGCUACAUAAGACGACUGGAGUUUCACCUCAGCAAGAUUGAGGAGCUCUAUGAAGCCUACUGCCUGCAGAGGAGACUCCGGGACGGAGCCAACAAGAUGGUGAAGGCUUACAAUGCCUCUCAAAUCAGCAAGGAGGCCAGAGAAAGUUUAGCAGAAGCCAAUAAAGGAUACAAAGAGUACACAGAGAACAUGUGUUUGUUGGAGAGCGAGUUGGAGAACCAGCUGGGGGAGUUCCACAUCAGAAUGAAAGGUCUGGCUGGAUUUGCUCGAUUGUGUGCUGGUGAUCAGUAUGAGAUCUUUAUGAAGUUUGGCAGGCAGCGGUGGAAGCUCCGAGGAAGAAUAGAGAUCAACGGCAAGCAGGUGUGGGACAGCGAAGAGAUGGUGUUCGUGCCGCUUGUCAGUGAGUUCCUCUCUGUGAAGGUGACGGAGCUGAAGGGCUUAGCCAAUCACGUGGUGGUAGGGAGUGUUUCCUGCGAGACCAAAGACCUGUUUGCUGCACUCCCCCAGACGGUUGCCGUGGAUAUUAAUGACCUUGGGACUAUUAAACUAAGCCUUGAAGUUACCUGGAAUCCAUUUGAUAAAGAUGACCUGGGAUCAGUGGCAAGUUCUGUCAACAAAGUUCCAACCGUCAGUAAGAGAAUCUCAACCAUCUUCAACCAGAGUCCUCCUGACACACCAUCCUUACGAGAACAGGCCUUCUACAACAUGCUCCGGCGUCAUGAAGAGUUUGAGAAUGGAACAGCGUGGUCUAAUUCAUCAGAAUCCUCUGACGACUCCUCCAGUCCUCGGCUCUCUGUGGUAGGGCUACGCAGCUCUGCCCAGCACAAGUCCGUGGUGGUGACCCCAGACAUCCAGCCAGCUGUGACCGAGAGUUGCUCCUCUCAGCCUGACAUCUCCUUCUGGCACAGAGACUCCUACUCCUCAACUCCAAACUCCAUGCACAGAGUCGGCCCGCUCAGGGAGGCUGCCAACGCAUCGGGAGAACGAACACACAGGGAAGAGGAAAAGGGGCCAGUCCCUGCGGUGACAGGACCUGAUAGUGACGAACAGGACGCGUGGAAGCUAUCUUCCACAGCAGAGGAGGGGGCGGUGCCCAACAACCGCAGCUACUCGCGGUCUCUGAGUCAUAUCAGUGAAAACAGCGCUGACGGCGUCAUGCUGACGGACAGGUCGGCCGAAUCCGGAGAGGUGAUAUCUUUGACGUCAGGGCUCUCUGUGAAUGACAUAGAAAUGGAGCUGCCGAGCAGAACUCCAGAGCCCCCCUGCUGUGCUGCCUCAGAUGCUGACACGUCGCCAACCCGGCUUGGCAUCUUCAAAGAGAGCCCAACGCCUGACGACGUUACAGAUCAACGCAGGAAGCAGAGUGACCCAUCCUGCUCUGUCCCAUCAUACUCCAACUCUGCAUCACAAAUGUUCACACAUUCACCGCCAGAGUGCACCACGCGGCCAGAGAGCGCUGACCUGACGUAUGUAGCCCGCCUGGUGUCGGUGGAGGAGGAGAAGUCGGGUGCAGGAGCAGAUUGUCUGUCCGAGGAGGGGGACGGUCCAGUGGACAGUGGGCUGGAAGACGCCCUGGUAGCUGUGAUUUCCUCCUUAGAUGAUUACAGAGGACAAUUCCCCGAGUUACAACUACUGGAGCAAGAGCUGAGGCUGCUGCAGGUCACACUGAAGGGUGGUAGGCACAGCCGGGCGCCCAGCAUGGUCAGCCUCACCGUGGAAACGGCUCUGGGCAGCUUCGACUUCCUCAACACGUCUGACUGGGAGGAGGAAGAGGAGAAGGGCAACAAGAAGAGUAAAAGGGGCAGGUCUCUGCAGGACAGAGGCUGGGACAGCCCCCCCUCCCCUCUCACCACAGGCUGCACCACCUUAGACUGCUGCCUGGUGGUGCACCUGAAGAACUGCAGCACCCAGCUGUUGUGUCUGGGUAUGUUUGGUCCGCUGCGCUGCGGCGAGAUGUACGCCUUGGACAGACUGCUGAGAGAGGCUCGAGUGUUGGAAGUUAUUCGACGCAUAGCCAAGGACGACCCAAAGCGCCUCCGCGUGUCCGAAGUGAUACCCCAGCUGGGACUGUGCCUUGGUUCUUUGUCGCUAUGGCAACAGUGUGUGGGUCAGGGCAGCGUAUACAGCGUGUCGGCUGAGAGCUUCCUGGUCGCACUGUCUACGAUCUACUCUGGGAUUCUGCCCGAGAGGGCCAGCAACAUGGCCGACACAGUCUUCCUGACUCUGGUGGAGCGCGUGCUGGAUCAGAGGUUACCGCGGCGGGGCGGCAGCAGGGACAGCGUGUUGGUGACUCUGUUUCAGUGGUGGAGUUACUUGGAGGCCAACAACAUUAUAGAAAUGGAGAGGCUCAUCACAGAGCUGGCAGAAGAAGUGUGGCUGGUGCAAAACCUGGCCUCGUGCGACCAGGAUGUGAUCGUGCACGCUCUGCGCCGCUCCGCAGAGUGCAGCCUGCAGAAAGAGGGGCUUCACGCUGUGGCUAAACUACUGAAAGACCCUCGAGGUAAAGUGUCAGCGUCUGCCAGCUCUGUGCUGAGGAGCCUGGCUGCACAGCCUCGACCCAGAGAGCAGGCUCUGGUCAGCUGUUUGGAGCUGCUGGAAGAUGAGGACGUGGACACCAGAGUGUGCGGAUGCAAGGCCUUGGCUUGUCUCAAGGCCAAAGAGAGUAUUGACCAGUUGGUGUAUCUCUGCCGGACGGACAAGGAUGAAGUCCGAGAAGCUGCCAAACAGGCGCUGCUAGUGCUCGGCGAGGAAGGGAAGAUGGCCUACAGACACGUGGAAACGUCUCAGGACAGCAUACCGAGACUCUUCGCUCCAGGAAGCAUGGCCAGCACUGCUUUCUAACCCUGUCCACUGUACACACAAACCCAACCACAUAUACAGUAUAUACACACUGUUUUAUACAGGGCAAGUCAGUAAGCUACAAACACACCAAGGUGUGAUAACUAACUACUAAGAAUUUCUAAUGUGAGCAGGCAGGAAGGAGGAAGGCUUGAGUAAAAAGAUAAUGUGGAUUCUUCAUGUCCCACACACAAAUCCAAAUAUGUUUACAAAAGUUUUAAGCUCUUUGAACUUACUUUGUUAAAUGGUUGCCAAUGUCAUGGCCUACUAAGUUCCCAGAAUGUUGCGUUGCUUGUACUUGUUUCCUUCCGCUUUCCUCAGUAACCCAGUAGGCAUACGUAGAGUAAAUAUUCCAAAGUAAAAAGCUAAUCUACUUCUACUGUCCUGCCUUUACUAAAGCCACUGCUCGCACAUUUCAUCUUAUGCCAGAUAGCUGUGGUGGCAUCAUGCUGUAGUCUGGACUACUUAAGACUAGUCCGUGCCCGUGGGCUUUUAGUGACCGAGUCACGGUCAAUUCCAAAUGAAGUCAAUGUGACCAAAAGAGGAACACAGUGCCCACUCAAAGUCCUUUACACUGUAUUUUAUUUUUUUAUCUGUUUUGUUUGCCAACCUUGAUUAAUGCUAUAAACAGUGCUGACCUGCAACACUGUGCAAUACAGUCUGGAAAGGAUGAGCUGAAACUGGAGAGGAGGUUACUACGGUAACCAUUUCACUGCAGCUAAACACACCGUGAUGGAUUCACUUUAAUAGGAGCAAAAAUUGCUUUGUUCUCAAAAUAUAGAUAUUCUGAACUGAUACACAUCAGUUCCUCUUUCAUUGCAGGAACCGCCGUCACAUUAUUGGGUUUGUGAACUUAUUCAGAUCCCUACUGAAGCGUCACAGAGGUAUUAAUAAAAAAAUGAUAUACGUCCGCCAACCAGUCAAGUUGCAGUUUACAUCCAUAACUGUCCAAAAUGUCAUCACAUUAUGUGGGACCCAUUAUAUAUUUAAAUCAGGAGAGACCAAUGAAGAGAGAUGACUGUUUAUUAUUAACAGAUAUGUGAUGAGUCUUUGACGCGCAGACUAAUAGGACAUUUGUAAUCAGUGGACAUCCUCCCUGAGCGGCAGCAAUGUAGAUUUGUGUGACAUUUGAGGACUUUACCUCCAGGCUUUACUAAGCUAUCCUGUCCACAAAAAUUGGGAUAGACAGACCAAAGGUUUAGAGACAACCAGAAACAGUGUAGUACGUUAUCUGGAUGUCUCAGCAAUGUUCCACAUCAGGGAACCAGUGGAGCAUCCCGGCCUCUCCAUCAUCGCUCAAACUCAAACAGAGAUGACUUCAAACUCUCCAAUGCCUUCGUGGUGUCGUGGCUUACAAUCACACCCCCAAACUCCCUGGUGUCAGGUGUGGACACACAAAGUUGUGAAAAUGAAUAUAAAAAUACAUCUUGACGAUUGUGUAUUUUGGGAGCGUAAACUAGCACCUGUAAUCACAGCAGGCUUUGAAUCCUUGACUGAGACCUCCGGUGUCCUGUAGGUCGUAGCACUGUGUUGUCGGAGGGAUUAGGAAUGCAUUUGUUAAUGUGAUGGAAUAUAACGUUCUUUUACAUUUGGAUGUGUUGUGUCGCUCCGGAUGACUUGUUGAUGCUCCAGGUUCAGCAGUCCAAGCACUUCUGCUUCCAGCUCAUUAACAUCCGACGCAGGGGAUACAAGUUGAAUGUUUUGACAGGCUCACAGGCCUUCAUGUGGAACAGUGAUUCUAUAGUGGCAACAGAUGAAUAACAAAGACAACGCAUAGCUCACAGAGACUGUAAGGAAGGUGUGGAGCUGCUUGUGCACAGAGAAUGGUUCAGCGGUUCAGUGCCAUUACUGCUUAUAAUAAUGACAUAUCUUAUUUUUAUGGAAAUACAUAUAUGACGGUAUGCCACUCGAUAUAUCUGUUUAAAUCCUAUAUUUGUAUACUUUAUUUUAUUGCAUAUGUUUUUACUCUUCUAAUGACAAUGUUUCUUUUCGGUCGUUCAGAUUGUAUGAUGUUCUGUUGAAUUUGUAUUUGCCUCUGUUGUGUUCGCAUUCGCAUCCUCCAUUUGAAUAGGAAUAAGCCUAAUAGAACUGAAUAGGAUUCCAAGCCAAUUGUCCACAGGCAUGGAAUCAUAUAUCACAAAUGGCCAGAGCUUUUGCAGUUUUAUGCCAUUCACUUUCAAAUUACAUACUAAAAUCUGCAAAUCUGCUCCUGACCAAUAUCCAAAGUAAGAACAUCGCAUUCACUGAGGAAAAACAUUAUGAAUUAUGUUUUCAUCACAAACCACAGAAUUACAAGAUUAGAAUUUCAUUAGUAUUUUCAUAUUGACUCAGUAUUUCAAUAACAGAAUGCAAUUUUGUCAUUUAUACUAUUACAAGAGCUAUAAUGAGAUGACAACCUCAUAACAUAAUAUCAACAUCAUUUUACUGAUACAGAAUUCUUUAAAAAAAUCGGAACCACAAAGCAAGAUUGGGAAACAACGAACAUGAAGCCAAGAACGUGGUUUUUAGUAAGUGAGUACAAAGGGUACAAAAAGUCUGGUUUCAUUCUUUAGAGAUGCAAUGGUUCCUAAAGGGUUUGCUCGUGGUAAAACCAAUCGAUUAAUCCCUGUUCAUUGUAAGCGUGUUUCAUUUGUUCCACAGUGAUGCUGCACUUUGCCAUUGUUUUUUCCUGUGUUUCAUUCUCUGUAUUAUGAUAUCAUGAAACAUUAUGUAUGGUUUAGUCGUUUGUCCACCACUUUCUGAUCCGGACUGAAAUAUCUGUACAUAUAACGAAUGGACAUUCAUGUUUCACUGGAGGAAUUGUAAUAACUGAUACUUGCUAUCGCCAUCAGCUCACAAUUUCAGUUCGUCCUGCAGAACGAUUGUUUUGCCCACCGUGUGCACAUUCCACAUAAUCAAUACAGUAGUUAGAAUUAGAGUAUGUAUAUAGUGGAGGCAGGAGUGCUCAGGAUCCUAAUAUACAAUGUGCCAACGGCUUUGACUGAGCAACGCGUUUUGGAGAAUCAGUAGCUGCUGUGCUUCUAAGGGUUUGGCCAUCUUCACAUCUUAGGGGCCAUGGACUCAAUAUUUAUUCUGAGUAAUGGUUCAAUUUACCUUUAAAAUUUUAGCAAUAUUAUUAUAUAGAACUGCCGUCAACUGAAGACAUUCUUAGUCGACUAAUACUCAUUUUGAUAUAGCUGACUAUUGAUUGGUUGAUUUGAAUCCUGUAUCUGUAAAACAAUCACAUAAAAGAUUCACUUUACAUCCUGUGUUUGAGGGGAAUUUCAUUUAAGCAAUUCGUUAUACAAAAAAUAGUGACUAAGAAUCGAGGCAAGACAUUAGUCAACUAAUUAGGAGGGGGAUGCCCUUCUUAUAUUUAUGUUAGGAAUACAAGUGGACUGAGAUUAUGAAUAUGAGGAUUAGGGCUGAAAAAUGUAUGAAAGAAAUUAGGCUUAUCUAUGAACUCUGGUUUUUAAUCUCUGUAUCCAGAGAUACAGAACAGAGGCAACAGGCUGCAGUGUCAUAGCAAUAAUAAUACAAGGAUGGUGUUACUAUUUCUAUAUGUAAAUGAUGGCUUCCAUAGUGUUUGAUUUAUUUACACAAAGGGUUUUCCAAGGCCAGCAACAAUCUGGAGCUAUACGUCUGCAUCUCAGUGUUUUAAGUGCCUCAAGGUUUUGAUAACAGGAAUGCAAAAAUAUAUCCAUGAUAUACUUUAUUUAAGAAUGGAGAAGUGAAAAAAAUCAAUGCAGCACUUUAUAUUUUACCCACAAAAGAAAUCAAUUGUGCAGGAUUGGAAGUGGAAUUUGUAUGUUAUAAAAGGCAUUUUGGAUUCAGUUCGGAUUCAAACUAUUAAAAUGUCUUUAGAAAUGUG